Molecule: messenger RNA, 1194 nt
Organism: [Torrubiella] hemipterigena
Lineage: Eukaryota; Fungi; Ascomycota; Sordariomycetes; Hypocreales; Clavicipitaceae
Source: the annotation of a GenBank genome assembly
AUGCCGCGAUUAUACCACACCAAAUCAAGGACAGGAUGUACUCGCUGCCGAGCAAGGCGAGUGAAGUGCGACGAAGCGCGACCUAUUUGUGGAGGAUGCAAUCGCCACAAAGUAGAAUGCGUCUAUGACCGCUCUCCCAAACCACCCAGCUCUGACAAAGGCUCACCGUCCUCUGUAACCACACCAAAGGGCGAAACAAAUGGCAGAAAAAGCGAUGCACAUGCCCCUGUACCAUUCUUAGCGGAUGAGAGCCGCGCACGUCGUCUUCGUGAGCUCCGACUCCAACAUUGCUUCAUCGUUGAUAUCUGCCCGACCUUUCCAGGCGCCCAUGUCCCUCACAUUCACCGGACCUGGGUAUUUGAUGUACCGCAAUUAGCAGUCCACUAUGAGCCACUCAUGAACGGUAUUAUGGCCCUGUCGAUUCUUUACCUGUCUCUCAAUAAUCUUCCGGGCCCUGUCCCCAUGGACCAACUGAAGGUGCAUCGAGCGCAUUAUGUUGAAGCGACAUUGCAAGAACACCGAAAAGCCAUUGGUAUCAUGGACCGCGAUAUUGCCGAUGCUGCAAGCUUCACAUCCGUACUCCUUUCCUUGGACGCGUUUGCGAGCUUGAGAGAGAGGCCAUCACAUCCGUACGAAGCCCCUAUACAGUGGUUGUACAUGUGUAAGGGUGUCAUGAAUGUUUUUCGAGUUGCAAUGGACCUUGUCCGCGACGACCCGACAGCCAGGAUCAACAUAGUGUCCGACAGAAGUGCUUCCAUUGUGGAGCCCUCUGUCAUAUUUCGAGAAAGUAAUCGGGCCCGGUUUCCAUAUCUGAUGGAGAAGCUUGGUGACGAAACCAAUGAAGACCAAGAGGCCUAUGCGUCGACAGUUAGCUUCCUAGGAGCAAUUAUAGCUGCAAAGGAGGCUGGUGAUGAUGUUAGCAUGAUAGCUCGCCGGGUGCUUGUAUUCCCCAUCAUGUUUCCGACGAGGUUUGUUGAGCUACUAGCUGACAACAAGCCGCGGGCACUAAUAGUCUUGGGUCAUUUCUUUGCAAUUGCCUCCUUCUGCUGCCACUCUUGGUGGGUGGGCAACACGCCGGAGAAGGAAGUUCAAGCAAUAUCGGACCAUCUCGGCCCGCAGUGGCAGCGCUUCAUGGCGUGGCCAAUGGAACAAGUCAAGACCAGUUCCAAGAGCCAAUUCCCGACGCCGAGUUAG